Molecule: messenger RNA, 2006 nt
Organism: Plectropomus leopardus (leopard coralgrouper)
Lineage: Eukaryota; Metazoa; Chordata; Actinopteri; Perciformes; Serranidae
Source: RefSeq, a predicted model, not a curated record
UAUCUGUGGUUUGCAUAAACAUACAACACCAACAUUAAUUCUGGUGAAUGGGCUGCAAAGAAAAGAACAGACCAUACAGCGGUGCGUAUCAUAGAGAUGAUCAUAGUUGGCUAAAUUGUUUCUAAAGCUCUGAUGUAUUUGUUGUCUAUUUUUUCAGUUCUUUAUGUUCAGUCGUUCAGUAGUGGAUACUCUUGAAUUCAAGAACUGUGAUGCCUUGUUAGGAUCUAACAAUGGUUACCGAUCUAAUAUCCCUGCAUCUCUUGUCAGAAUCUCUUUCAGAGAUGUACCGACCGGCCAUGGGGGCACUCGUGGUGCUGCUCUGCUCUUCACUCUCGGUAAACGGAGGGAAAGUCUUGGUGUUCCCCUUUGAUGGAAGCCACUGGAUCAACAUGAAGGUCCUCGUUGAGGAGCUUCACUCCAGAGGUCACGAUGUCAGUGUGAUAAGGACAUCAGACAGCUGGUACAUCAAGCCGGAGUCCCCGUACUACAAGUCCAUCACCUGGGAUUUGCCCAGUGGUUUUGAUGAGAAACACUUUGGGUCUUUUGCAACGACACUGAUGAACAUGAGACGGAAAGGUGCUUCACUUUGGGCUCGUAUAUCUCUGGAGUAUGAAGUGGUGGAACAGUUCUAUCAGAUUCAUACAUGUGUGAUUAGGAUGGUGGAGGAGAUGUUUCAGAGUACCAAACUGAUGCAAAGCCUCCGUGAUGCCAAAUAUGAUGUGGUUCUGACGGACCCUGUGACUGGUGGAGGGGUGCUUCUGGCUCACCGUUUGGGUCUUCCACUGGUUUUUAAUGCGAGGUGGACUAUUCAGGGUGAGGCGCAUGCUGUAAUCGCACCUUCUCCACUCUCCUACAUCCCUGUGGCAAUGAAUGAGCUGACUGACAAGAUGACGUUUGCCGAGCGAGUCAAGAACUUACUUUACUAUUUCUUCUUAUAUUUUCAUAUUUGGUGUGUCACAGAACCCAACUACAAACCAUUCGUCCAUCGUUAUUUUGGAAAUGAUGUCUACUACAUGGAGCUGUUUCAGGCAGCAGACAUCUGGCUGAUGAGGAAUGACUUCACAUUCGAGUUCCCACGACCCACAAUGCCAAAUGUCGUAUACAUGUCAGGAUUUCAGUGCAAACCCUCCAAGCCCCUUUCGAAAGAACUAGAAGACUUUGUCCAGAGCUCUGGUGAACACGGCGUCAUCGUUAUGACGUUGGGAACUCUGGUGGCCGACCUUCCUGAUGACGUCACCGAGGAAAUCGCAGCUGCUUUCGCACAACUUCCUCAGAAGGUGAUCUGGAGGCACAAAGGAAAAAGACCAUCCACACUUGGCAACAACACCCUACUGGUGGACUGGCUGCCCCAAAACGACCUCCUGGGUCACCCCAAGACCAGAGUGUUUGUGGCUCACGGAGGCACCAAUGGAAUACAGGAGGCCAUCUACCACGGCGUCCCCCUCGUCGGUUUGCCCCUAAUGUUCGACCAGCCCGACAACCUCUCCAGGAUGAAAGCAAGAGGUGUGGCCAAAGUCAUGGACAUCGCAACCGUAAACAAAGACAACUUCCUGGAGGCGCUGAAGGAGGUACUCUACAACCCAACCUACAGGGAGAAGAUGAAGGCGCUGUCCAACCUGCAGAGAGACCAGCCCAUGAAACCACUGGACAAGGCCAUGUUCUGGAUCGAGUUUGUCAUGAGGCACAAAGGAGCAGGACACCUGAGGACAGAGUCCUACAAGAUGUCUGUGAUCCAGUACCACUCGAUUGAUGUGGUGGUGUUUCUGCUGGCAGUUGUUUUGCUUGUUUUUGCCGUUUUUGUUUCAGCAGUUAAGUUUUUGUGUCGGAGAGUGUUUUGUAGAAGCAAAGUCAAAAAGGAAUAAUGAAUGUAAACUGUCCUGGUCUGUGCACUGCUUGAUGAAAUAUGCUUUUAAUGCACAUCAGUGAAACACUGCAGCUUGAGUUAAGUGUAAUCAGUAUUCAGUCCAUAUCCAGGAUUGUUCUGACAGCUUUUUAUUUUGAAAUUA